AUGUCCUUCUGCAGGGCCGCCUCGCAGGCGCUGGCCUCCCGCCUGAGCAGGGCUCCCGCCGCCGCCAGCCGCCUCAAGCAGCGUGGUACGCGGGCCGGGCCGGGCAGAGGGCACCGGACGAUGCGAGGGUCGCGGGCGGGGGCCGGGACGGCACCUCCUCGCCAGAUGUCAUCUGGGAGUGUUCCUGGUUCUUCUAGAGACAGCAUGAUGAUCUAUCUCCUUGCUGGUGUUGCUGCUUUUGGUGGUUUGUUUUAUGCCUACAGAGUAGUCAGUUCAUCACGCAGCAAGUAUAUUGAACACACAAAUACUCUUCGUGAGAGAGACGAGGGGCAGAAAAGCAAUCUUUGGUCAAGGAAGGAAGGUGAUGGAGAAGAGAUGGAUGAAGUCCCUGAAGCAGAGAAGGCCAUGGAAGAGGCUGAUGCAGCAGCUGCUGCUGAACCUGCAGCCCAGGAUGAGAGUGCUGGACCCACAGCACAGGAUGAGACUUCAGGGGUAUCCCCAGAAGCUAGAGGGGAGGAUGAGUUACUGGCUCCAGAGGUGUCCCGUGACGUGGAGGAAGCACAGCAGGAAGCUGCUGCUAAUUUAGAAGCUGCUGCUAAUUCAGAAGCUGCUGCUAAUUUGGAACUUGCUGCUAAUUCAGAAGCUGCUGCAGUUCAAGAAGAACAGCACAGCCCCCAGAGCUGUUCUUCCCAGGAGUUCCUGGCUGCAGGAAGGGAAGCCACCAGCAGCACAUGGUCUGACACACAGCCUUAA
Cinclus cinclus is the source of this 753-nucleotide messenger RNA. RefSeq names its product mitochondria localized glutamic acid rich protein (gene MGARP). The transcript has 5 exons. NCBI's taxonomy places the organism in Eukaryota, Metazoa, Chordata, Aves, Passeriformes, Cinclidae. Gene Ontology annotation, biological process: anterograde axonal transport. Bases 1 to 753 code for a protein of 250 amino acids. Gene Ontology annotation, cellular component: mitochondrial outer membrane; mitochondrion. The record is from RefSeq and is a predicted model, not a curated record.